This is a messenger RNA of Gorilla gorilla gorilla (western lowland gorilla), 2306 nucleotides long. RefSeq names its product tetraspanin 31 (gene TSPAN31). Gene Ontology annotation, cellular component: membrane. NCBI's taxonomy places the organism in Eukaryota, Metazoa, Chordata, Mammalia, Primates, Hominidae. The transcript is spliced from 6 exons. The record is from RefSeq and is a predicted model, not a curated record. Bases 208 to 840 code for a protein of 210 amino acids.
GGGUUGAUUGGCAUGCAGGCCUUGGACGUCCAGGAUUAGCCACGCAUUUCGCCAAUCCAGAGGCAGGGGAGGGACGGUGCAGGCGCAGAGAAUUGGGUUUGGCUGGCCUCGAUUUAAAGAGACAGAAGCUGUCGGGGUCCUGGAAGACGGUCCCCAAUACCCUCCCCCCAAGUCCUUGGGACCACUUGGGUCCCCAGAGCUGGGGAGAUGGUUUGUGGCGGCUUUGCCUGCUCCAAGAAUGCGCUUUGCGCUCUCAACGUGGUCUACAUGCUGGUGAGCUUGUUGCUCAUUGGAGUGGCUGCUUGGGGCAAGGGCCUGGGUCUGGUGUCCAGCAUCCACAUCAUCGGCGGAGUCAUUGCUGUGGGAGUCUUCCUUCUCCUUAUUGCAGUGGCUGGACUGGUGGGUGCUGUCAACCACCACCAAGUCCUGCUGUUCUUUUACAUGAUCAUCCUUGGUUUGGUCUUCAUCUUCCAAUUUGUAAUCUCUUGCUCAUGUCUGGCUAUUAACCGAAGCAAACAGACAGAUGUCAUCAAUGCUUCUUGGUGGGUCAUGAGCAACAAGACUCGGGAUGAACUGGAAAGAAGUUUUGAUUGUUGUGGCUUAUUCAACCUCACAACCCUGUAUCAACAAGAUUAUGAUUUCUGCACUGCAAUCUGCAAGAGCCAGAGCCCCACAUGCCAGAUGUGUGGAGAAAAGUUUCUUAAGCAUUCAGAUGAAGCCCUGAAAAUCCUAGGGGGUGUUGGACUCUUCUUUAGCUUUACAGAGAUCCUUGGUGUUUGGCUAGCAAUGAGAUUUCGGAAUCAGAAGGAUCCUAGAGCCAACCCCAGUGCCUUUCUAUGAGACUUUGGAUCCUUCUGACUUCUCUUCUGCUCUCUCUAAGCUUUCUCUUCCUCCCUUAGGGAAUAUCUAGGGUCUGUAACUGUUUUGGUUUGAGAAAAAGGAAAGGCCCCUUGUCACAUCCUCUAAAAUUGAUGGAAUAGCAAGACUUUAUGCCUUGACAUAUUUUAGUGGGAGCCAGACUAUAAGGAAUAAAAGGAAAAACUUUCUCCCUCUCUCUCCAAGAGGAUAUGGGAAGCUUCUAGGAGUGCAUAGGAUGGGGGCUGGAGUCAUUCUUAGCUGUUUCCCUUCCUCCUCCGUCCAUAUACUGGAUCACCUCAACAUACCCUGGUGUGGCUCUAAGGGUAAAUCAGGGAUAGAGCCAAGGAGAAAACAACCAAGAACUCUUUCCUGUAAUAAGCAGGAUCCAGUUUGAGAAAGUUUAGCGAAUAUAAAAGUAAAAGCCAUUUAAAAAUCUAUAUUCUUUUUUUUUUUGACACAGAGUCUUGCUCUGUUGCCCAGGCUGGAGUGCAAUGGCAUGAUCUCGGCUCACCGCAACCUCUGCCUCCCGGGUUCAAGUGAUUCUCCUGCCUCAGUCUCCCAAGUAGCUGGGAUUACAGGUGUGCGCCACCACGCCUGACUAAUUUUGUAUUUUUAGUAGAGACAGGGUUUCACCAUGUUAGUCAGGCUGGUCUCGAACUCCUGACCUCAGGUGAUCCACCCGCGUUGGCCUCCCAAAGUGCUGGGAUUAUAGGCAUGAGCCACCACGCCCCGCCUAAAAUCCAUACUCAAAGAAGCAAUUUCAGUUCCUUUCUAAGCUUUGUCAGUCAAGGGGCUCCACUGACUUCCUAGGCCCUGUAACUUAACCAGUCUUUAAGGUUUUGCAGGAAAGUCCCUUUUUCCAAGUGGUUUUUCCAAAUCGCACAAUGGCAAAGCCAAACAGAGGAAGAAACAUUAAAAAAAAAAAAAAAAAAGACCAUUAUUUCUGUUUUGUUUUUCCUGUAUAAAAAAGGACCCCAAAUAUAAAGGUAGGGAAAGGGACAAGAGGGAACAUACCCCUUAGUGUAGAGAAAUGGGAAGGAGAAGGAGAAGCCUCAAAAGGAGAGGUGGGAGGGGAAUGUCAUUAAGGCAGCAAAGUAAUCUCUGUAGAAAGAUGGAGGAGGAGCCUCCAUAGCCUCAGAGAUAAAGGCAAAGAUUGCCCUCUCAGUGUCCAGAAGGGAAAUGGCAGCUUUUCUUCCUUCCAUGGCAGCCACUCCAUUGCUCACUCCGGAUUACCUUCAUCCUUAUGUAGAUAAGAGUGCUGCAGAGCUCGAAAGGCAGAGAUUCGCUUGUGUGGGUUAAAAGUCAGCAUUUCCUGAGGGGAGAGGCAAAGGUCAGAAAACCAUGAAGAAAACAGAGAGACUUCUGCCCACCCACAACAAUACCUGGGAUGAGCUCUCUUCUUUUUUCUUCUUUUUUUUUUUUUUUUGAGACGGAGUCUCGCUCUGUCA